This is a messenger RNA of Leucoraja erinaceus (little skate), 2686 nucleotides long. RefSeq names its product 5-hydroxytryptamine receptor 1D-like. Gene Ontology annotation, biological process: regulation of behavior; chemical synaptic transmission; bone remodeling. Gene Ontology annotation, molecular function: G protein-coupled serotonin receptor activity. The record is from RefSeq and is a predicted model, not a curated record. Gene Ontology annotation, cellular component: plasma membrane. Bases 19 to 1149 code for a protein of 376 amino acids. Lineage: Eukaryota; Metazoa; Chordata; Chondrichthyes; Rajiformes; Rajidae. The transcript has a single exon.
UCGAACAAGCUGGGAAGGAUGAACAGUUCUGCCGAGUGCCUUGGACCAAACAGCGCUGACCUGCAAACCAACGGGAAGCUUGUCAACUGCAGCGCCAACCCAGAUGCCCAUGGCGGGGCUGGCAUUUCAGCAUUGGGCAUCUCCGUCUCGAUCUUCCUGUGUCUCAUCACCCUGGCCACCGUGGUGUCCAACGGAUUUGUAAUCGCCACCAUCUACCAGACGAGGAAGCUGCACACUCCCGCCAACAUCCUGAUCGGUUCCCUGGCCGUCACCGACCUCAUGGUGUCCCUCUUGGUCAUGCCCAUCAGUAUUGUGUACACGGUGAGCGGGACCUGGAGUUUUGGCCAAAUUGUCUGUGAUAUCUGGCUGUCCAGCGACAUUACCUGUUGCACCGCCUCGAUCCUCCACUUGUGCGUGAUCGCGCUGGACAGGUACUGGGCCAUCACGGAUGCGGUGGAGUACUCGGCUAGGAGGACGCCCGCCAGAGCGGCGGGCAUGAUAUUCACCGUCUGGGUCAUCUCCGUCUGCAUCUCCAUCCCGCCUCUGUUCUGGAGGCAAGCCAAGGCAACGGAGCUGACAGACUGCAUGGUCAACACCGAUCAAAUCUUCUACACGAUCUACUCCACCUUCGGGGCCUUUUACAUUCCCACCCUGCUGCUCAUCGCCCUCUACGGGAGAAUCUAUGUGGAGGCCAGGUCCAGAAUCCUCAAGCAGGCACCCAGGAACGCGGCCAAGAGAAUGACCACGGCCCACCUGGUGACCGACUCCCCGGGCUCUUCCUCUCUCUCAGUAAACUCUCGAGCUAACGAAGCCUCCAGCGAGACUGGGGGCUCUCCCGUUUAUUUGAACCACGUCAAAAUCAAAGUUUCCGACGCACUGUUGGAAAGGAAGCGCAUCUUGGCGGCCAGGGAGAGGAAGGCGACCAAAACUUUAGGGAUAAUCUUGGGGGCGUUUAUCGUAUGCUGGCUACCUUUCUUUAUUAUUACUCUGGUGAUGCCCAUCUGCAAGGAAGCUUGCUGGUUCCACCAUGCCAUCUUUGACAUCUUCAAUUGGCUGGGCUAUCUAAAUUCUCUCAUCAAUCCCAUUAUUUACACAAUGUCUAACGACGACUUCAAGCAAGCAUUCCAGAAACUCGUCCGGUUUAGAUGACUGUCUAAACUAGUCUCACAACUGGACAAGUAAAGAUCACUUGUGACAACUAGUCUCACAAUUGGACAAGAUCACUAAAGCAGCGUCUCUUUUAGCUCCCCGCUCAUUUCUCCCUCUGUACACACACACACAUAAAUAUAAAAAUCACACACACACACACAUUUACAUACACACAUCUAUAUAUAUAUAUACUGUAUUUUUAAAGCCACCAAAAAUCAGAUGAUAGUAUGACAGCCCAUGCAGCAGUUUAGCAAGCACACCACGUGUAUGGGACAUUGCAUACACACUCGCAGCAUUGUCAGGGAAUGAAUGUAUAUGUCAGGAAAUCGAAUAUCCAUACUUUGCUGUUGGCUUGAGUCUUACUUAUUAGACCAGUCAAAUAUAGUUGUAGUUGAACACCAAAGGGUGAUGUGCAUGGGGGGAGGUCUUUUAGGUAUUUUCUAUAUACCAUUCGCAGUCGGAUCCCACUGACCUAAUCAUCGUCCAUUGACCCCUUGAUGAUGUGACACUGAUUCGCUACAGCCAGAGGCCCGUGGAAUUUCAUUUUUUCAAUCAGUCUGAUAUGAAACCCCAUUUCCGGAUCUGAUCAUCGGGAGAUAGGGUUAGAUCCUUCGCUCUUGUCACCGCAGUUUUAAACUGCAUUACAAGUAGCUUUGGCCGUCUUUGAGAUUUUGCUUAAUCAAAACUUAGCUUGCUUUUAAGCCAACGUUUUGAUAUUUUGAAAACGUCGGUAUAUGAUUGCUAAGGAACGAAUUCUUAGUGAAUGACUGAAAAACAAACGUAUUGCUUUAAUCCCAGCUGUUAUUUGAGUGGUAUAUUUUGAAAGCAUUUUGAAUUUUAAAACGCAGAUUAAGUAAUGUGAGCUAUGAUGAAUUAUUUAUAACCUCCAUGCCUUGAUGGGUAUCUGCGGUUUGAAUCUACAGGUUCUGUCUUUGUAUUAUGAACAUUGUGUUUGAGCUGUCCAAUGGAUCCUGUUUAUUUGUUAUUGUAGGUUAGCACUGACAGUACCAGCAACAGUCUUUUAAGACAAAUAAAUGGUUUUGAUACACGAAAGGUGUGUUUGACGUCAGUGUUUUCCGUUGAUCGAUUUAUAACUAAUAUUACAAAUAAAAAUGGGUUGUCAUGGCAAGGUUUCAAGACGUGACCAUCUGUAGAUGUAAUAAUAGUUGGGAGAAAGGUCCAAAAAGGUUCAGUGGAAUGCCAGAUGAGAGGAAGUAUUUAUGUGGAUUUUCAGUUGCAUCAACAACAUAUCUGUUUUGGAGUAAGCUUGCAUUCCAGUGAGUAGUUAUAGCUUUGCAAGCUUCUUGGGUUAAAGAACGGGGUUAGUCUGAAAAAUAGAAACAGCGUGAAAUCACUGUCGAUGCAAAAUCAUUCUUGUAUAUAUUAUCGAACAGAUAAAGGACUGCGAUGUUGUGCAUGUAAACAAGGACUGUGGAGCUGCUUAAUAAACGCCGAUAAAGCAAACCUUAAUUUUAUUCAUUAUUGAUCAGCAGACAUUAGUAUCAUUGCAGGGAAGAACUGCAGAUGCUGGUUUAAA